Molecule: messenger RNA, 1117 nt
Organism: Impatiens glandulifera
Lineage: Eukaryota; Viridiplantae; Streptophyta; Magnoliopsida; Ericales; Balsaminaceae
Product: nifU-like protein 4, mitochondrial
Exons: 6
Coding region: 88-909 (273 amino acids)
Biological process (GO): iron-sulfur cluster assembly
Cellular component (GO): mitochondrion
Molecular function (GO): iron-sulfur cluster binding; iron ion binding
Source: RefSeq, a predicted model, not a curated record
AAAAUAUUUUCAUUGUAAAGCCGGGAAAACCAGCGAGGAAACUAACCUUCUAGAGUAAAAGAGAAUCUCAGAAGAAGGAAGGAGGUGAUGAUGAAGGGUAUUGGAAAGGUAAUUAGUUCGGCUAUUAUCAACAAGACCUUUUGCAAUCGAAUCGGCACUCGUUAUGCUUCCACCCGCCUCUUAUUCUUCUCUUCAUCGGCUAUAUUGCCUUCACAAAUCCAUCCAGAGCUUGCUAAUCUCACGCCGUCUACAUCAAGUUCAUCAUUCCCCCGCUCAAAAUUAGGACUUUUUACAGGACAGAGGAGAACCAUGUUUAUCCAAACGCAGUCCACUCCUAAUCCUUCAUCACUAAUGUUCUACCCUGGUAAACAAGUUAUGGAAAUAGGAAGUGCCGACUUUCCAAAUGCUCGCUCAGCUAUGAAUUCACCACUAGCAAAGUCCCUGUAUGGCAUUGAUGGGAUUUCCCGUGUUUUCUUUGGAUCAGACUUUGUGACUGUAACGAAAUCAGAUGAUGUUGAAUGGGAUCUCUUGAAACCUGAAAUAUUUGCUGCAAUAAUGGACUUCUAUUCUUCUGGUAAACCGUUAUUUCUUGAUGCAAGCACUGCAGCUGCCAUGGACACUGCAAUCAAUGAAGAGGAUUCAGAAAUUGUUGCUAUGAUUAAAGAGCUGUUGGAGACUCGGAUCCGGCCAGCAGUACAAGAUGAUGGUGGAGAUAUUGAGUACCGAGGAUUUGAUCCAGACACGGGAAUAGUCAAGCUAAGAAUGCAAGGAGCUUGUAGUGGCUGUCCAAGCUCAUCUGUUACUCUGAAAUCUGGGAUUGAAAACAUGCUAAUGCACUAUGUCCCUGAGGUAAAAUGCGUGGAACAGGAAAUGGACGAUGAAGAUGAAGAAGCAAGCUUACCUGGUUAAGUAUUCUAUGGAGUUUUUGUUUUGUAAUGUUUGUUUGAGAGAGCAUUUUGUCAAACCAACUAAAGCUAUAGUAAUAAGUAAUAUUGCUGGCAUUGAUAAACUCAUUUAUUAUUCGUCGUAUAAUAAAAUUAUUUAUCUUGAUGUUAAUCAAACAUUGACGUCUUAUAUUGGAUAUGUUUGUUUAACGUUAAGUAUAGUUAAAGUAGCA